AUGGCACCUCUGGUUGAAUCUUUCACGCCUGCCGAGCUGGCCUCGCGUAUUAACAAACUGCCAAGUGGCAAAGCGCGCAAGCCGGCAGUCGCGGACCUGGCCAAAGACUGUGAGCUCAAGGAGCUGAUUCAGUACAAUUGCGAUCUAAACGGGCCAAGAGAAGACCCCAGGAGUAAGGUCGUAUGCGAGCCCGUAUUGAGGCUAUUCAGACAGUAAGUCUCGAUUGGGUCCCGUUCGCCGUAGCUGUCGAUUUUUGGUCACUGAAUCUGUACGACAGAUGCGCGAAUGGGUUGACGGUCGAGACGACUGCUUGGGAAGGGAGAUUCGGGAGAUGA
Lecanosticta acicola is the source of this 335-nucleotide messenger RNA. NCBI's taxonomy places the organism in Eukaryota, Fungi, Ascomycota, Dothideomycetes, Mycosphaerellales, Mycosphaerellaceae. The record is from the annotation of a GenBank genome assembly.